UAUUUCCCUGUAACGCCCGCCCGCAAGAGCAGCUCUGCUGCGAGACGGGCUGUUACUGCCCCUGGCGCGCCGAGGUUCCAGGUCUGCUUGGCUGACUGCCAGCCCUGCAGCCUCCCUCGGGUCUGAGAACCAGGCCGGGCUCUGUCCUGCCGUUUCAUCUUCCCCAGUCAUCCAGAUCCUGCAGCUCCUGGCUUGCUGACAGCUGAGUGGCCCCACUGUUGUGGGGGGUUUUGCUCAGUUCUAGGUGUUCAAAGAUGGCGGAAAGACCAGAGGACUUGAACUUGCCCAAUGCUGUCAUCACUCGGAUAAUUAAAGAAGCACUUCCUGAUGGAGUAAACAUUUCCAAAGAAGCUCGGAGUGCAAUAUCUCGAGCUGCAAGUGUGUUUGUGUUGUAUGCAACAUCAUGUGCAAAUAACUUUGCAGUGAAAGGGAAGAGGAAAACACUGAAUGCUGGAGAUGUCCUCUCAGCCAUGGAGGAAAUGGAGUUCCAGAGAUUCAUAGCCCCUUUAAAGGAAUCAUUGGAAGUUUACAGGCGUGAGCAAAAAGGCAAGAAAGAAGCAAGGAAAGACAAAGAUAAGAAGGCAGACUCUGAAGAACAAGACAAGAGCAGGGAGGAGGAGAAUGAUGAUGAUGAUGAACGGAUGGAGGAGGAGGAACAAAAUGAUGAUGAUGAAGUGGAUAACUGAGCUUCCUGGAGAGACAGACAUGCACAUGGGCCUGGGCUCUCUUCCUAGGGAUAUAAAUACUGUAAAUCAA
Malaclemys terrapin pileata is the source of this 756-nucleotide messenger RNA. It is a transcript of the gene POLE3, whose product is annotated as DNA polymerase epsilon 3, accessory subunit. Bases 255 to 686 code for a protein of 143 amino acids. Gene Ontology annotation, cellular component: CHRAC; epsilon DNA polymerase complex. Lineage: Eukaryota; Metazoa; Chordata; Testudines; Emydidae. Gene Ontology annotation, molecular function: protein heterodimerization activity; chromatin DNA binding. Gene Ontology annotation, biological process: DNA damage response; leading strand elongation; heterochromatin formation. The record is from RefSeq and is a predicted model, not a curated record. The transcript is spliced from 5 exons.